AUGGCGGCUUCGCCAGCACGUCUCUUUCUCCAGCAAAAGCUCGAUACGAUACGACCUACCCUAGUGUCGCCAGCUAAUCAUGCAGGAGUUCGUCCUUCAUCGUCGGGAACGUCCACCCCUAGGUCACAGAAUAGGCCACCACAGAACCCCCUGCAGGCUACCGAAGAGCUUCUCAUCUCUUUAUUCAUAGCCCUAACUGCCGGACAGCGGGCUAUGUUGGUAUCCACUAAACAAGAGUUCGUGCGCGACUUACGGAAAGCUUUGGAUCAGUUGUUUGCGUUUGUCUUCAAUUUUACAGUUACACAUGUCCAAAUAGAGAGAACCACCACGCAUUCCGACUUCCUGUCAGCUCUUUUCUACCGGCGGGUUGCCGAUGGCACCGCGGGGGCGGGUAGUGAUACAUCAGUUUCCAAUACGUCGCGGCGCAGAGGCCCUGCACAGUUGUCCAGAGCAGAGUCCGAGGAGGACAAGGAUUUCUUGAAAUCCUCCAGAUCCAGCACUCACGCUCGGCAGACCUCAAUGAAAUCCGACUCGGCAUCUGAACUUGAAUCCCCUGCCUAUUCUUUGUUUGCACCGUCAUACAGAAGCCAGAGAAUGCACAGUCAUAGCCGAAAUGCAGCAACCGCCGGUUCCCGUCCCUUGCUCUACCCGUUUUCAGCAGCUGGAGGCGAGACGCAUUUGGGGUCUAACACUUCAUUGGUGACAACUAAACAAUUACCGAAUAUCGUGUUAGUGGAUGGACUCCAUCUUGCGAGCGGUGCAGUGCACGGUGCUCUACUAGAGGUUCUUGAGAGGGGACAGGUUACCGAUAAAUUCACCGUGUUUCCUUGUCCGGUACCCUUCCUUGUUGUGGGCUUGAUAUGUCCUUCUUCCCGCAAGCAAACAAUACCACCGCAAUUGUUGGACAAGUUUUUUCUUUGUCAUACGCUGAAUUCUCAUAUAUGUCGCUGCAUCAUUCCAUAUCCCCUACGGUCGCCCUUAGUGAAAAUGGAGGACUUAGAACAAUUGACAUUGGAGGCGUCUCGCAUAUAUAUGCACGCGGAAGUCUCUUACUACCUGCGUGAUUUACUGACAGGCUUGCGGAAUCACCAAUUGGUGAGCACAGGUGUAUCUGCCAAAGGUGGUAUCGAUCUUGCACACGCUGCCCGAACUUUAGCGGUGCUCUCCGGGCAUCUGAUCGUAAGCCCGGAUCAUGUAACUCUGAUGGCUGACAAAGUCAUUGCCCACCGAUUAUUGCUUGCGCAUCAGUCACCAUAUGUAACGCCUGAGAUCCGGCUACGAUUAAAAGGGCUAAGUGGUGUCGACGUUGUCGGGAAGGUUAUCAAUAGCAUGACAAUUCCAAUGUAAACCUAUCAGGAUAACACUCCACACUGGCUUGCAUCUGUCGUUACACCUUGUAUGCUUUCUGUAACCUGUGUAUAUCUGAUGGAUCGAUCUUGUUGUCGUCAGCGCAUGCCUUCAACCAAUCCAAAAUGUCUCUCAGUGCUAAGUGC
Messenger RNA from Spizellomyces punctatus DAOM BR117, 1493 nucleotides. RefSeq lists its product as uncharacterized. Lineage: Eukaryota; Fungi; Chytridiomycota; Chytridiomycetes; Spizellomycetales; Spizellomycetaceae. The record is from RefSeq and is a predicted model, not a curated record. The coding region runs from base 1 to 1347 and encodes 448 amino acids. The transcript has 7 exons.